AUGGAUCUGUCCGUGCACUCAUGCGCUAGUACGGUCAUCGAGGCAAGGCUAUCUCAAGUGGAGCUUGAGGCGAGCGAACGUCUAGCAGAAAUUCAGCGAAAAGAGUUGCGGAUCGAAGCCGACUUAAUAAAGAAGAGGCUAGAGGCGCAGAAAUCACAGAUUAUAGCGGAAGGAAGCACGGGCGCAGUCUCAGAUGCGGGUGACGUCGAGCCACAACAGAAACGAAUCCUGAAGUGGAUGGACGACUCUCAGGAUGACAAGACUAUAACCGAGCCAGCUAAGAAGAGGUUAGCCAACGAGCCACCACCGGACUACGAGACUCCUAGACGGCCUCUGCGGGACGAGCGACAUAUGCGACGCCGCUCACCGAGCCGCGAGGAACGUCAACGGCGAUCGGAAUCGCCACCGGAGGAGCCCCGUACGCCGCACACGGCGCGUACGCAACACACGCAGGAAGGCACAGUUGCGGAGUCUAUGCUGCAUUUGUUCGAGAAGAUGCAGAUGGCGGCUCGUCCGGCACCUAAAGAUAUCUUCGAGCUACCUCACUUCUACGGAGAUGUGAGCGAAUGGCGAAGCUUUUACAAUACCUACAUCGAGACAUCGAAGCGCUACAAGUUCACCGACUACGAGAACGUUGCAAGACUGCGUAUGGCGUUACGCGGGGACGCUAAGAUGUGCGUGUCACAUGUCCUGUCUACAGCUACUCGUCCAGACAUGGUUAUACGUAUUUUGAAGAAGCAGUUUGGCCGAAGCGAGGUGCUUUUGGAUAAAGCAAUCGAGGACCUACGAAGACUGCCACCGUUGGGGCCGAGCGCGAACGACCUCAAUACGUUUGCGAUCAAGAUUAUGAACGUCGUAUCUACUAUCAUGGACAUAGAUAGAAGACACUACGCCGACAAUCCGAUGCUGAUACGGGAAGUAACCGAUCGAUUAUCGCCUCAUCUACGAAGCAGAUGGUGCGACUACGCCAACAGACAUCGCGAUAUCGACGACCCCGAGAUCCUGCAGUUGGCUGAUUUUCUGAUGGAAGAGAGCGAGCUAGAGAUGUCAUUCUGUCACGCGCGCGCACCAGCGAAGCGCGCGCAGGGACCAAUGACAGCACCGUACGCGCGCGCGCCUGGCGCUAGACUAUGUAUGGACGCGAAACAUUUGAAGUCGCAAUGCAACGCGAAAGGGUGCGGCGUGACAGGCUGCCCGCACACGCAUCACCGUUUGCUGCACACCGAGCCUACACAGGCGAACAACAGCAGUGAGGCUACAAUAGCGGUAGCGCAGUCGACGCAUCGAGCGGUCGCCUCACCGAAAGUGACGUCAUCGUUUGCGGCAGCGGCCGAAACAGAGUCGCGGCCUACAGAACGAGAGGACAACGAUCCGCGCGUCUACGUGUCGUCAACCCCAAACUUCAACGUGCUACUGAAGGUGCUGCCUGUAACAGUCACGGGGCCGAAGGGUACGGCUCAAAUAUUCGCUUUCCUCGACGACGGGUCAACGCUUUCCAUGAUGGAUCAAGACGUCGCAGAUGAAAUCGGAGCAGUAGGCGAAGACGAACCUCUCUGUCUACGUGGGAUAAGAAACCUGAAGCACACAUCUAUCACGCAAACUGUAAAGGCGCAAGUGGGACCGCUGCGAGGAGGCACCGUGCACGAGAUCGUCAUGAAGACCGUAGAAGGACUUGGCAUACGAUCGCAAUCACUCAACAAGGCCGAAUUGAUGAAGCACAAACACUUAGAUGAUUUGGGCGACGAAUGCUACGUGGGUACAGGAGUACCGCAGAUGCUGAUUGGAGGCGAUUUCUGCCACCUGAAGACUCCCAUCGAGAUCAGGCAGGGCGGAGAGGACGAGCCUUGCGCAAUGAAGACACCCUUGGAGGACGACGAAUUAAUCGAUCAAGUUAAGAAGCAUUGGUCGAUCGAAGCGUUAGGAGUAACGAAUAAAGAAAACGUCAGUCCGAGCGAUCAGCGAGCCAUCGACAUUUUCAACGCUACGGUACGCAAGACUGCAGGGGGCCGGUACGAGGUCGGUCAACUGUGGGCGUCGGACAACGUGAAGCUACCACCGAGUUACGUAAUGGCGCGGUCGAGGCUACACAACUUGGAGAUGAAAAUGCGGCGCAACAAGGACUUCGCUGAAGACUACGAAGCCCAAAUUCAGAAGUUACUACAGAAAGGAUACGCGGAACGUAUCAUGGAGCCGCCGCAGACCGACCGAACCUGGUUUUUGCCGCACUUUAAUGUAUUUAAUUUAAAUAAAGGCAAAGGAAGAGCCGUUUUUGACUGCGCGGCAAAAAGUCAAGGAAAUAGUCUGAAUGACUAUAUUUUAUCGGGGCCAGACCUACUACGAAGCCUAUUAGGAAUUUUGCUACGAUUCCGCGAAUGGAAUUUCGCGGUGGUCGCGGACAUACAAGAAAUGUUCCUGCAAAUUCAAAUGCGAGAAGAAGAUCAACAGAGCCAACUCUUCCUGUGGCGCGGCACUAGAAGAGAUAUGGAGCCCCAGGUGUACAAACUAAACAGAGUUUGUUUUGGCAACGUGUCAUCGCCUUUCCUCGCGCAUUCGGUGCGUAAUAGGAACGCGCUCGACAACCAGGACAAAUAUCCGGACGCGGUCUACGACAUCCACAAUAACCAUUAUAUGGACGAUUACGUGGCAUCGUACGAGACCGAGGAUGAGCUGCUACGAGUAUCACAACAAGUGCGAGACUCGCACGCGGAGGGCAGUUUUCAUCUACGAGGCUACGCGAGCAACAGUACGCGAAUGCUGGCAAGCGUCGAGCACGAACUACACGCAGCGCAAGGACCGACGUAUCUGGGCGAAGGUCAACCUACAGUUCUAGGCAUGACGUGGGACCCUAGGACGGACACUCUGGGCUACAACACGAAAAUGCUGCGAGUUCCCGAGGCUGUGAAGACGCAAGAACGGCCGCCGACAAAAAGGGAACUUCUCAGCGCGAUAAUGUCCAUAUACGACCCCAUGGGACUUAUCGCUCACUACGUCAUCAGCGCUAAAAUGAUAUUUCAGCGAGUUUGGAUAAAAGGCACUACGUGGGACGCACCGCUACCAGACAAAGAAGCUGAAGACUUUUUUCAGUGGCAGAACGCACUGAAACACGUAGCGGCGCUACGCAUACCUAGAAGGUAUGAGUCACCGGGCGGAGCUACGAGAUACACGCUACACGUUUUUACCGACGCGUCAACUGAAGCCUAUUGCGCCGUGGCGUAUUGGCGUAUCGAGAACAAAGAAGAUGUACGAGUCAGCCUAGCAGCGGGCAAAAGCAGAGUUUGCCCCCUGAAAGUAUUGUCAGUACCACGACUAGAGCUCACAGCCGCAGUAAUCGGAGUUCGACUGGCCGAGACGAUUAAAAAGGAGCAACGAUACAACGUCGAGAAAAUUAUCUACUGGACGGAUUCUCGAGUAUUGCUAGGAUGGAUCAAGGACGACGCAAGAAACUACAAGCCGUUCGUGUCACACCGUUUGGCUGAAAUAGCUGAAAAAUCGGACCGGCGGGCGUGGAUGUACGUGCCAACCGACGUGAACCCCGCAGACCACGCUACGAGAGGGAAGCCGGCGAGGAAAAUCACCGCUCACGACGAAUGGUACAAAGGACCGUCAUUUCUUCACCGACCAGAAGUGGAGUGGCCGAGUCAAGAAAUAGGCAGACCGACUGAAGACCUUCCUGAAAGGAAAAGCGGAGUCACAGUAGAUACUACGUUAUCUACUACUACGUCAAAGUCAGAUCCGUCGAGCGUGCUACCUGACAUACGACGCUUCAGUAAUUACGAUAGGCUAAUGAAUUCGACGGCCUACGUUCUACUUUUCAUAGAUAAGAUGAAAAAUAAGAACAAGACGCUGCAGCUGCAAGUGAACCACAUAAAGCGAGCCGAGCAUAUGUGGCUACAGAAUAGCCAACGAAGAAGUUUCCCAGACGAGCUGCGCACUCUAAGCGCAGGACGCGAUUUGGACAAGAAAUCGCGAAUAUACAAUCUAGCACCCGAGCUGUGCGACGACGGCGUGCUGCGAAUGAAGACGAGGUUAGGAAACGCUCCAGUGUUGUACACAUCGGUACGACCCGUAAUAUUGGACGGCAAGGACUCAUUUACCAGACUAAUGGUCCAACGCGCACACAGGCGAAUGGCGCACAUUCAUAACGAGGCAGUGGUAAAUCAGCUACGACAAGAUUACUGGAUAUUACAACUGCGACCUACCGUGAAAGCUGUAGCGCGAGACUGCGCGCUGUGUAAGCUACGUCGAGCUUCACCGCGAGCGCAGCCCCUUGGCGAUCUACCACCCGAGCGGCUACAGGCUUACCAGAGGCCAUUCACCUACACCGCGCAAGACUACCUCGGGCCUAUGUACGUGACCAUAGGACGACGACGAGAGAAACGCUGGGUGUGUCUGUACACAUGCCUAGUAACUCGGGCUAUUCACCUCGAAACUGUACAUAGCCUGUCUACGGAUAGCGCUCUACUGGCGCUAAGGCGCUUCGCCGCACGAAGAGGAUGGCCGAGCGUUAUGUAUAGCGAUAACGCAACCUGCUUCAAGGCGGCAUCGAACGAGCUACGUGAAGCCUACAGGCAAUGGCUUCCGCAAUUGCAACAUUGCGGCAAUCCAUCUGCAGGCGGAGCCUGGGAGCGGAUGGUACGCACCGUGAAGACAGCGAUGCUCUAUACCUUCAACACUAGAGCACCGAAAACCGAAGUGUUCGAGACUCUACUGGCAGAGAUCGAGAAUAUCGUUAACAGAAGGCCGUUAACACACGUGAACGUCGACCCAGAGAGCGAAGAAAGUCUCACACCUGCGCACUUUCUUCUACUUCAUAACGCUAACUUACCUAUGAUUGGCGCUUACGAAGAAAACGACAAGCGACAAUGGAGGGCUGCCCAGGCGCUAGCAGACCACUUCUGGCGGCGCUGGACCAAGGAGUACUUUCCACUGCUGGCACCACGCAAAUCAUCCGACGACGGAGGGCGACAGAUCCAGCCGGGAGAUGUUGUCAUCAUUUCUGAGCCCAACGGACCACGCAGCGUGUGGCCCAAAGGAGUCGUCGAGACCGUCUAUCAUGGACCCGACGGGAGGGUUCGCUCCGCAGACGUCAGAACGAGGCACGGGACGCUACGCAGGCCGAGCUGCAAGCUGGCGGUCAUCGCGUCGCAACCCAUGCACCAGGAGUCUUCGACUGCGGGGACAAAAUGUUAG
Messenger RNA from Cydia splendana, 5190 nucleotides. RefSeq lists its product as uncharacterized. The record is from RefSeq and is a predicted model, not a curated record. The coding region runs from base 1 to 5190 and encodes 1729 amino acids. The transcript is spliced from 4 exons. Gene Ontology annotation, molecular function: nucleic acid binding. Lineage: Eukaryota; Metazoa; Arthropoda; Insecta; Lepidoptera; Tortricidae. Gene Ontology annotation, biological process: DNA integration.